Molecule: messenger RNA, 2278 nt
Organism: Dunckerocampus dactyliophorus (ringed pipefish)
Lineage: Eukaryota; Metazoa; Chordata; Actinopteri; Syngnathiformes; Syngnathidae
Product: somatostatin receptor type 2
Exons: 1
Coding region: 294-1292 (332 amino acids)
Biological process (GO): neuropeptide signaling pathway; regulation of insulin secretion; cellular response to glucocorticoid stimulus
Cellular component (GO): membrane; neuron projection
Molecular function (GO): somatostatin receptor activity; neuropeptide binding
Source: RefSeq, a predicted model, not a curated record
AUAUAAAACGGGCUCCAAGGGAGAAAGAGCGGCCAGGAAACCGUCCGUCCUGUUCGUUUGAAGGGUGUUAAUGCAAAGGCCCAUGGGUCUCACAGAGGAACGCGCCUGCAUUGCCACAAAGGAAGACACUUGAGCCUUUUUUUUGGAGCAAAUAAAAGGAUUGACUGCAUGAGGGGGAAGUUAAAGAGUCGCCGAAGCCUGAGUAUGAUCUUUCGCUUUUUCGGUUGAGUACUUUUAUUUCAAGGGGCUCAAAACGUGAGAGGAGUUGAACCAGAAACACGAUUUGAUACAGAAUGGACGCUGACAUAAACAAUUUGACUGAUGUGGACGACCAUUUUUACUCGGAGGGCCGUAAUGAUGGUUUUGGUAUCCUCAUGGCCAUUCUCUACCCAGUGGUUUGCAUUGUUGGACUCGCUGGGAACUCCCUGGUCAUCGUCGCCAUUUUGAAACUGGACAAGAUGUCAUCCGCCACGACGGUGUACAUUUUCAACCUGGCGCUAGCCGACGGGCUCUUCAUGGUUGGGCUCCCCUUCAUUGCGAGCCAGAACUGUCUGACCAAGUGGUUGUUCGGCAACGUGGCGUGCAAAGUGGUCAUGGUGCUCGACGGCAUCAACCAGUUCACCAGUGUCUUCUGUCUGACAGUGAUGAGCAUCGACCGCUACAUGGCGCUGGCAGACCCACUUCGGUUCGCCUGUUGGAGGACGCCGCGUUGCGCCAAGAUGGUCUCUGCCUUGCUCUGGCUGUUCUCCCUUGUCACUAUCCUUCCCAUGGCGCUUCACUUCUCUGCGGAUCAAGGCUUGUGCAUACCGGACAUGAUUUCCGACGUUUGGUGGCUGGGCGUCCUUUCUUACACCUUCAUUUUGGGAUUCGCUUUGCCUUUCACCGUCAUGACUGCCUUCUACACGGCCUUGCUGCUCACCUUGAGGUCGCAGCGGCUCCGGGCUGCCAUGCCCAACCAAGAGAACCACCGUCCGGAGAGACAGGUUACCAAAAUGGUGGUCGCAGUGGUGAUCGUGUUUGGUAUAUGCUGGCUGCCGUUUUACACCUUCAACUUCUGCUCCAUGUAUCAAACUGACCUUGCCUUUGCCAGAGCGUUUGAAUUUGUGGUCUUGCUGUCAUACUCGUGGAGCUGUGCCAAUCCAAUCCUCUACACCUGCCUCUCGGACACCUUCAGGAGGCAAUUCCGCACCCUUCUCUGCUCGGCCACCAAGUCUCCUCCCAGCAUGCCGUGCAACACUGAGCGGUAUGACCUAACUGUGACAGGGGUGCAGGAUGUCACUAUUCUAGCGUAGAGAAGAGAAGGCUAAACGCCAGAUUUUCUUGCAAUUACACAAAAUUAGAAGAUGUUUAUCUUCCUGCACACGUGUAGUCCAGAAUAAAACCUUGGCAUCUGUUGAAGAUGUGGGAUUUGCCUCCAAGACGGAAGCAUUGUUUAUUGUGUUUGCUGGCAUUCACGACCGCUGGCAUUCAAUUAUGUCAAGAGAGAAUUGGGUUUGGAUCACACAGUGAAUUUAUCUACAAGCUGUCAAGUAUGUCUUUCCAAGAACAGGGAGAAAAAACGACUGCCACAAUCCAGUUUGACUUUGGGGACUUCUAGUACACCCUUUACCUGUCGAGCAUAAUCCCCACUUGAGUUCUGGCAGACGCUCGGCUUUUGUCUUGUUAUAUAACCCUGAAACCUAUAAACAUCCUUCCAGUAAGUCUGACCACAAGGGGCGCUCUAUUCUGCUGCUGUUAUACUGCAUUUUUUGGUAACAGCUGGUGUGUAACUACAUGAAUGCGGCCCAAUUUGCCCUUAGCUAAAGCAGCACAAGAAGAACUCUCUGGCUCCGACUUAACAUGUCAGAAUGCAUUUAAACACAUGCAUAAAUAAACUUCUUGCUUCCAAUGUUAAAACAAAGCUUGUCUUAUUGCAUAUGACAUACAGUAUUGGGAAAUAGAAGCAUUUGCCCUGUUUUUCAAAUGUGUACUCUGCUUUUAUAGAUUCAUUUUGUGGAACAAGACAGUUUAGAUAGUUGUCGCAUGUAAAAGGGAAUAUAAUGGAUGUUUAUCUAAACAAGUAUUGACCAGUAUGUACGGCAGAUACUUUUGUAAAAGCGAAACAAUGUGUGUGACAAUCUUAAAGAUGAAACUGAUGGAAGAAUGUUUGCCUUUGUUAUCCUGAAACAGCUAGAAAGGUGACUUUUGUGAAGCCGGGAAUCAAUAUAUGAGGCUUUAUAACCACAAUUACUGAUCAUUACUCGAGAUACUUUGUAUGACUGUUUUUUUUUCCAUCAAA